Molecule: messenger RNA, 2560 nt
Organism: Brassica rapa (field mustard)
Lineage: Eukaryota; Viridiplantae; Streptophyta; Magnoliopsida; Brassicales; Brassicaceae
Product: E4 SUMO-protein ligase PIAL2
Biological process (GO): protein sumoylation
Cellular component (GO): chromatin
Molecular function (GO): zinc ion binding; SUMO ligase activity
Source: RefSeq, a predicted model, not a curated record
AAGCCCAAUAGUUGAAUACUCUCGUGUCACCACAACAGGUGUUCGACUGAACAGACGUUAGCUUUGUCCCCUUUCUCUUCAUCGAGUGAGAAUCGAAUCAAUAAGGAGGAACCGUUUGAUUUCAUUGUUCAAAAUCCAAGAAAAGGAUACAUUUGCGUCGACGACUGACUCCAAUCGAUGUCAUCUGCGUCUACGGCGGUGCGUCCGGUGGCUGGAACUGGGUUACCGGAGAAGGCGGCAGCAGCUCUGGUCAAUUCAUUUCGUUUGGCCUCCGUGACGCAACGGUUAGCUUUCCACAUUCAGACCGGCGCCAAAAGCGACGUCAAAGAGUUCCAAAGCUGCUGCAUCUCUCUCGCCAAAGGAAUUGAUUUUGCGAUAGCUAAUAAUGAAAUCCCGAAGAAGGUUGAAGAUCUUCCCUCCUUGCUUAAACAGGUGUGCCGACAUAGAGAUGAUGUCUACACUAAGACUGCUGUUUUGGUGCUCAUGAUCUCUAUUAAGCAUGCUUGUAAACUGGGAUGGUUUUCAGAUAGCGAGGCUCAAGAACUCAUCGCCCUUGCUGAUCAGAUGAAAAAUGGUUUCGGGAAUCCUGAAAACACUAUCCCUGUUAUUCAAAGUCCUGGUGGUACAUUAUCGCAGAUCAUGGAGAGGUUUUAUCCACUUGUGAAGCUUGGGCAUGUUCUUGUUUCUCUUGAAGUGAAGUCUGGCUAUACAAUGCUUGCACAUGAUUUCCAUAUCUCGAAGAAUAUGCCGCAUUCUCCUCAAGAGAAAAUUCGGCUAUUUGUUGUCCAGACAGAAAACAUAGACACGUCCGCCUGUAUUAUCAAUCCUCCAGAAGUCAGCUUCAUUUUAAAUGGAAAGGUGGUCGAGAAGAGAGUUAAUAUCUCAAUGGAUUCGGGGCCUCAACUCCCAACAAAUGUUACUGCCAUCCUCAAAUACGGAACAAACCUCUUACAAGUUAUGGGCAAUUCCAAUGGUCAUUACAUCAUUGUAAUUGCUUUUACGGGUUUAGCACAGCUACCUGAAAAACCAGUUCUUAAAGAGUAUGUGCAGUCUGGAGUGGUCGAGGCAAGUCCAGAUUCUGACAUCAUUGAGGGGCCAUCUCGAGUAUCUCUCAGAUGUCCUAUAAGUCGCAGCCGGAUCAAGCUUCCAGUCAAGGGCCAGUUGUGUAAACAUCUUCAGUGUUUUGAUUUCUGGAAUUAUGUCAACAUUAAUAUGAGAAACCCAUCCUGGCGCUGCCCUCACUGCAAUCAACCUGUUUCCUACCCAGAGAUCCGUUUAGAUCAAAACAUGGUCGAGAUAUUAAAGGAUGCGGGGCGCAAUGCUGCUGAUGUAGUCAUCCAUGCCGGUGGUACAUGGAAGGUUGCAAUGGAAAAUAAUGGAAACGAGGAACCUGUCCGUGAUGCAAUAAUCCAUGAUCUUGAAGAUCCAAAUAGCUUGUUAAAUGCUGGUCCUGUUGUCUUGGAUCUUACUGGGGAUGAUGAGGACGAUGCUGAUAUUGAACUAUUUGGUAGCAACACCAAGGCUGUGGACCAGAAGCCCCACUUGUCAGAUGCUCAGGGUCAAUCUAAUAAUAACAACACAAGCAAAGAUGCUUCAGUCGACGAUUACUGUUCUAUGUUUAACUUCUCGGAUGUGAUAUCACUUGACGAGGUGAUGCUAGAUCACUUGAAUACUGGAACUGGUCAGGAUUACUUAAACUUAUCUCAAGUACCAAUGCCUCGAGAUCCAGCACAAGUACCUGCGCCAUUCUCACAGGCACCAUCUCCAAGAGAGAGAUCAGCAACUACUUCCACCGUCUUCCCAUCUUCUCGGGUUCAUGCUUCACCUGUUACUCCCGCUGGAACAUAUCUUAGUAGAACCUCCAGUCAGAUGUCAUCAUUGACAACUUCAUCACAGAGCCGGGUGCACCCAGUCCAAGUUACGAGCCAGUCUCUUGGGAAUGGAUCAUCUCUGGCUCAGUCUCCGCGUAUCCCUAGAGUACUUGGUCCCCAGCCUAACAGUUAUUUCGCACGAAGUCUAAACAGUAACCAUUUAACCACUCAGACGCAGCGGCCGAGUAGUCCCCCUGUUCUAUCAGUUUCCCGAACCAGUGACCUAAUGGAUGUGGACUCGGCUACUCCUGAUACAAGCAACUGGCGCCCAAGGAUGCGAGGCAGUAUUACGCCCGGUUCAUAUUCCCCUGCUCUUGACCACAUGAUCAUCCGACCUACCCAACCGUCUCAGACUAGGCUUCAAGUUUCACAACCGGGACAGACGCCACCGGUUCAGACAUCUCAGGCUCUGCCACCGUUUUCAACCGCCCCUCCGACUUUCACGAGGCCUUCUGGACCGACAGCACCAUGGGGAACUUGAGAGACCAGAACAAGGGAAGCUUGAUGCUUAGGACAAACAACUCUAUCAAUAAUGAACUUUUGUAACUUAUCAUUUUGCGCAUGGCAUGAACUCGAAUUCCGGUAUAUAGUUUUCUGCUGACUUGUAUAAAUUAAAGAUUGUUGGCCGUACUAUUGUAUUUACAUAACGAUCCCAUAAAUGGCGUAUCUUUUAGGAGCAGUUUCGUUGA